Solanum pennellii is the source of this 1445-nucleotide messenger RNA. RefSeq lists its product as uncharacterized. The record is from RefSeq and is a predicted model, not a curated record. The transcript has 3 exons. The coding region runs from base 12 to 1445 and encodes 477 amino acids. Gene Ontology annotation, molecular function: acetylglucosaminyltransferase activity. Lineage: Eukaryota; Viridiplantae; Streptophyta; Magnoliopsida; Solanales; Solanaceae.
UCACAUUAAAAAUGUCAGCUUUCAAAAACACAUUUUGCUUCAAAGACAUUUCAUUGAUACUUAUUUUUAUCUCAAUUUUUUUCAUUACUCUCAAUUAUCAUUCAUCCAUCCUCCACCAAUUAACCUCUUUCUCCUCCGCCUUCGCCACCGUCACCACCACCACAAAAAUAUCUCCGACCACCACCACCACCACCACCGUCAACCACCUUGUGUUCUCAAUUGCAUCUUCCUCUAAAACCUUUUCGAAACGAAAAGAAUUCAUCCGUUUAUGGCACAAACCUAAUUUUACAAAAACUUACGUUUUUCUAGACCACCCUUUGUCAGAAAAUUAUAAAUCUCCGAAAAAUACCGAUCUACCAUCGAUUCUUAUUUAUGAAAACAUGUCUCGUUUCCCAUAUACACAUCGUGCGGGUGCACGUUACGCCCUUGGCCUAACGUACAUGAUUAAACAAGUCAUCGCGCGUAACGAUUCUAACGUGCGAUGGUACAUUUUUGGGGAUGAUGAUACGAUAUUUUUUGUGGAUAAUUUGGUGAAAAUGUUGGGAAAAUAUGAUCAUAAUGAAUGGUAUUAUAUAGGGUCUAAUUCAGAGAGUUAUGUUCAAAAUAAUUAUUUUUCUUUUGAUAUGGCAUUUGGUGGUGGUGGAUAUGCAAUAAGUCAACCUUUAGCUAUGGUUUUAGCUAGGGUUUUGGAUUCUUGUUUGAUGAGAUAUCCAAGUCUCUAUGGAAGUGAUGCUAGGAUUUUCUCUUGUUUGGCUGAGCUUGGAGUAAGUUUAACACAUGAACCUGGUUUUCAUCAAGAUGAUUUAUGGGGAAAUUUAUUUGGAUUGCUUUCAUCACAUCCAUUAUCACCAUUACUUUCCCUUCAUCAUAUAGAAGAUGUACAAUCAAUUUUCCCUAACAUGACCAAAAUUCAAGCUCUACAACAUUUCUUCAAAGCUGCUAAUGUUGAUCCUGCAAGAAUAUCACAACAAACUAUUUGUUACGAUCGGGAAAACUCAUUAUCUAUCGCGGUGGCAUGGGGUUACGCGAUACAAGUAUAUGAGGGCAAUAUUAAAGUCCCUGAGCUUAUAACAGUUUUAAGAUCGUUUGAUUCAUGGGAUAAAGACAAGAGAAGACCAUAUUUUAUGUUUAAGACAAAGGUGGAAUCUAGGGGACCUUGCAAGAAAAUGGUUGCAUUUUUGGAUAGUGUUGAUUCAAAUGGAGAUAAAGUUUGGACUAAUUAUACAAGACAUAGAGUUGUGGGAAAAACUUGCACAAAAGAUGGCAAUAAAGUAAUCAAGAAUUUGGAAGAGAUUAGAGUCCACUCUAGCAAGUUGGAUACAAAUACUAGACAGGUCAGGGCACCACGUCGUCAAUGUUGUGACAUAUCAUUAUCGUCCCAGAAUUCCAUGGAUAUUCAUAUCAGACCAUGUGGGGUUGAUGAGUUAAUUACAAUGUCUCCCUAA